AGAACUUCAACAAGCAUUACCUCACUGAGAAGUUCCCAGAGUGGCUGAAGAAAUAUCUUGACUAUGGCAGGAGCUCUUUGCUAUGAACAGUCUAUACUUCUCCCACAGAGGAUAAGCUGACUGAGGUGCCUUCACUGACGUAAGGAAAAGACCAUGUCAGACAAAACGGUGAAGAUUGGAAUCAAUGGAUUUGGACGUAUCGGUCGCCUGGUGACCCGCGCCGCUGCUACUGGAGGCAAGAUCAAAGUGGUGGCUGUCAACGACCCCUUCAUCGAUCUGGACUACAUGGCCUACAUGUUCAAGUAUGACUCCACUCACGGCGUGUGGAAAGGAGAGGUGAAGACCGAGGCCGGCAAGCUGGUCAUCGGAGACAUGCACAUCACUGUCUUCCAGGUGAGAAACCCUGCCGAGAUCAAAUGGAGCGAUGCUGGCGUCGACUAUGUUGUGGAGUCCACGGGUGUGUUCACCACCAUCGAGAAAGCCUCUGCUCACCUGACGGGCGGAGCUAAGAGGGUGGUGAUCACCGCUCCCAGCGCUGAUGCUCCUAUGUUUGUCAUGGGCGUCAACCACGACAAGUACGACAACUCCAUGAAGAUUGUCAGCAACGCUUCCUGCACAACCAACUGCCUGGCUCCCCUCGCAAAGGUCAUCAACGACAACUUUGGCAUUGUUGAGGGUCUCAUGAGCACAAUUCACGCCGUCACAGCCACACAGAAGACCGUUGACGGUCCCUCCAGUAAGAAGUGGAGAGACGGACGUGGUGGCUUCCAGAACAUCAUCCCCGCCUCCACCGGAGCCGCCAAGGCCGUGGGCAAGGUCAUCCCUGAGCUGAAUGGAAAACUGACCGGUAUGGCUUUCCGUGUCCCCACCCCCAACGUCUCUGUUGUUGAUCUCACUGUGCGCCUGGAGAAGCCCGUCAAGUAUGAGGACAUCAAGAAGGUCAUCAAGGCUGCUGCUCAGGGACCAAUGAAGGGAAUUCUGGGAUACGCAGAGGACCAGGUUGUGUCCACAGACUUCAACAGCGACCCUCACUCCUCCACCUUUGACGCUGGCGCCGGCAUCGCUCUCAACGAAAACUUUGUCAAGCUGGUUUCAUGGUACGACAAUGAGUUCGGCUACAGCAACCGUGUGUGCGACCUGGUCCAGCACAUGUUCACCAAGGAGUAAAAUCCUCUGUUGACUCACCGUUCCUUCCCAUGAUUCCCGCCUCCUUCACCUGUAACUGGAUGCCGUGCCAUCUGCCCUCGGGAGCAAACUCACCCACGACAAAUGUCUCGCUGAUGAUAAAACCUUUUUAUAUGGUAGAGUCACCUCUGUUCUGUUCAGCAGUGAGGACUGCGGCAGGCAGUGUUUGUAGAGGUGACUGGUGUUGUACUGAAUGGCCUUGUUGCACUGAACAUCCACAGUGGCUCCUUUGCACUUAACAUGAUAAUAAAGUCCUCAGUUUGUGGAAAGA
Molecule: messenger RNA, 1456 nt
Organism: Cheilinus undulatus (humphead wrasse)
Lineage: Eukaryota; Metazoa; Chordata; Actinopteri; Labriformes; Labridae
Product: glyceraldehyde-3-phosphate dehydrogenase-like
Exons: 13
Coding region: 154-1167 (337 amino acids)
Biological process (GO): glucose metabolic process
Molecular function (GO): NADP binding; oxidoreductase activity, acting on the aldehyde or oxo group of donors, NAD or NADP as acceptor; NAD binding
Source: RefSeq, a predicted model, not a curated record